UUGGCCAAUUGUUUUGAUUUUAUAGCCGCCCUACCAAAAUCGAAAGCCGUUCUAACAAUCCCUGGAUCGUUGGCAAAUGAAAGCGAUGAAUUUGUUACGCUAUGCGGUGAUAAACUAUUUGAACUUGCAUCCAGAUUUUAUUGCCGCGCCAUCAAAUUGAGUUCGUCCGAUUUAUCCCUUUGGUAUGAGUUGUCCUUGAAUUAUUACAAUCGUUCAUUAAAAUACGGAACAACUGAAACGCGUAAAAAGUACCUCGAAUUAGCUGCCGAAACAUCAAAGCAUAUUAUCAAAGAGGCGCCACACAAGUGGAAAUAUUGGAAUUUACUGGGAGUUAUUUGCACUACUAAAGAUGUACAGAAUUUGUCGUUGGCACAGCAUUGUUUUAUCAAAGCCUUGGAAUUGGAUCGUAAAUUGGCCAUUGUAUGGACAAACUUGGGUGUGUUAUAUUUAUCACAAGGUAAAAUAAUGUUGGCAAACACAGCAUUUAAGCAGGCCCAACAAUCGGAACCAUCAUUUGCAAAUGCGUGGACAGGCCAAGCGCAAGUGGCAGAAAUCCUAAAACCAGCCGAAACAAUUGAUUUGCUGCAACAUUCAAUAACACUGAGCUACAACGAUGAGUCAGCCAUUCAAUACGCUUAUUGGGUGUGUAUGUUGCUCAGCGAUACGAAAAAUCAAAAGCGUGCACAAUACUAUGUUGAGCAUUUGAAUGCAAUUUCAUCGGCAAUUGAUUCAAUUACCUGGUAUUGUAAUGCAAAUGAAACGAACAUUUCAUCGGAGGCGCUUUCAUUUCUCGGCUACUUAAAUUACAAUCAACGAAAUUGGUGCAUCGCAACUCGCACUUUUCAAGCGGCUAGUCAACAAAUUGAACAAUCAUCAAACCGGGAUAAAAUGCUAUGUAACUUAGCAUACAGUUUGUUAAAAGACAAUCGUCCAAUUGAAGCGGUGCAAGCAUUUGAGAAUGUAACGGAAGCAACAUUUCGGUC
Messenger RNA from Contarinia nasturtii (swede midge), 983 nucleotides. RefSeq names its product tetratricopeptide repeat protein 37-like. NCBI's taxonomy places the organism in Eukaryota, Metazoa, Arthropoda, Insecta, Diptera, Cecidomyiidae. The transcript is spliced from 4 exons. Gene Ontology annotation, molecular function: protein binding. Gene Ontology annotation, cellular component: Ski complex. The annotation marks the transcript as partial. The record is from RefSeq and is a predicted model, not a curated record.